GAAAUGCAGCAACCAGACCACCAAGAAGUCUGAGUGGGGGCAAUGGGGCUUGCAGUUGUGGCUAUCUUUGUCCCUCUCCGCUCCCCUGCAAUCAUCCUAGAUUCCACUGUCUCGGCCUUGAGCGCUGAAGCCCUUGACCUUGGGAUAUGGAAUGAUGGGGUUUCUUGGUGGAGUGGCGGUGGUGGUGGCGCCCAUCCCACACUCCCACUAACAGGUAACUGCAGCCACAGCCUUUGCUGCUAGGCGAGUGGAUGUCUGAAUCACGCAGCCGGUUUUGCUAUCUCCAAGGACUUUCUUCAUCGGAAUCCUUGAGGAGUUGUUCUGCGGUGGAAAUUUCUGAAUUUGCUUGGGCGACUCACUCGGCGUUGCUUUUUGGCCGCUCUUUUGGCUUUGGAUGGGUGUGGGAGCGAGGACGAGACAGGACCAGUGCCAGUCUUCCAAGUUCACAGCACCCACCAAUCCACCAACCAUUACCUCUGUUCCUUCCCAUCGCAUUUGGUCAGAAAUGUUUCCUCUCUGUCUAAGCUGGGAGCGUCAACAUCACUAUCUUUUGCCCAGCCAAUUGCCAUGCUUAGGUUUGGUUAAUCUCAUUCAUUAAGAUCAACAAAGGUGCACAGCUUUCGAUUACUUAUGACGGUGCUUCGUCUAGGCAACAAAUUAUAACAAAAAGGGCCCAUCACUAGAGAUAGUUACAGUUAUUCUGUUCCUACAUGUGAGUGAUAUAGUUGCAGAAAGAUCCCUUUGCAGUAGUAGUUAGCGAUUCUGCAGCUGCGAUAGGAGGUGUCUGGCGUUUAUGUCCCCUUCAGGUUCAGCAGCAUAACGUGAAUUAGUUGUUUCCAUGAAUAUAAAUAGUUUCUCAUUCCAUUCCCUGUCUAAAUGUAAUACUAGCAAAGAAAUGAGCAUGUCGGUGUGACCUGAAGAUUAGAACUCAGUGGAUAGUUGUGGACUAUCUGCUUGAUGAUAAUAUCGUGCUACCACCACAUGUUCGAUUGAUUGUUUGUGAGACUUCAGGUGCUAGUGCUAGGCUUUCCAUGUAGCAGAUGGUUCACUUCUAGGCCGAACAGUUUCGGGUUCACCAGUGCCUAAAUACAGAUUAAAUUCUCCGUGAUGAGACUGUAUGAGAUCACAGCUAGUAAGACACUGCUAUCGCCUUCCCAUUUUAUUGUUUUCCUAACUGUGUCGGCAUCAGUUGCUGUGAAGUAUGAACUCAGCUUGUCUUUGGAUUUUAUAUGACUUCAUGAACCUUGAAGGUGCCGACAGAUUUGUCUGUGAAUGUGAUUGGUGCAAAAAGAAGUUACUUGAGUAGAUUGAUUAUACUGUUCUGUAAUAUUUUGAUAAUUUGAUUGGGUGGAACAUUGCCUAUAGCAGGUCGCGUUUUAUCAAAAUAGCACACUUGGUUUUUUAUUUUUCCAAGCUUAAAAGCCACAGGCCUUUACAAAUUAAAUUGCAUUCCUUUUACUCCUCCAUUUUGAUAGUUACACGUCAAGGAAACAGGCUCCACUUGGUCUUCCUUAGUUGUCUGAUCCCAGAAAGUGUUAAAGGUAACCUAGUUUGUUGGUCGCACUAGAAAAGAUCUUGUCUAGAUUCUCCUACAAGGCAGCUUGCACAAGUAGUGUUUGUUAAACUUGUAAUUUGGGAAUUAAAAUCCUAUUCAUUUAGCUCUAGUUGUCUAGUAUUAGUUCUGAUGGUACAGUAUUGCUUUUUGUGGUCCUGAAUCCUGAUUAUAGCCUACAGUCUACAACAACAAUAUUCUGAGUCAUGCUUUUAUCAUUCUUCCUUUUUGUUCCUACAUCCCUUCUGUGUUGUUAGACAUCAAUUUCAUUUUUCUGUUCAGUUAAUCAGUUUUACUCCAUAAGUUCCGAGUAUGCUCGAUUAGCUACAAAGGAUCAUACUGUCAUCAUGAUUAUGUGGGAAAACAUCUGUGCAGGCAGAAAGGUGCUCUGUCUCUGUAUUUCUGCAGUAGACAAAAUGCAUAUCGCAACAUCAUCCUAGGGAUGACUUAUUUUGGCAGCAAUUGUCUGCUCGUCAUGAGGGGUUCGGCAAGACAGUUUGAAAAUAAAAAAACUAAGGAGUUCGUGCGGUCAUAAAAGGAAAACCUUGUGUAUAGUAGCACAUGGGAAUCCUUGUGCAGGUAAGGAGGUGUUGUUGCCUGUUUGCUCUUCAUGCAACCAUAUAAGGAGGUAUAAUUAUCUGUUUGGUCUUGAAGAACUCCAGAAAAGCCACAUUUGCCAUUAUCAAUCCGUCCUCAGAUGUAUUUUUCUUUUCAUUAUUUUGUGUCACACAUGAAGCCAAAAGAACAUUUGGUAUAUGGAGGCAUGGAGCCUUGGAGGCUCAGUUGGAUUGACCACAAUUGACCUGCAUGGAUAUGAGGCGGCAACUGGACAAGUCAACAUGGAUAAUCAAACACAUGCGUAAACCAAAUUUUUGCUGUGUUGAUCCAAUGAUGCACAUAUCUAUGCAAUAAUGCAUCUAAAAGAUAAAAAGAUUGAUGGUCGGUGAAGCAUGCUGGUAGAUCUUUUUGGUAGAGUGAACAAAUAUGAUGAACCAGACUCAUGCAGUAAUGCCAAAGGGGAGUGUUUGGUAAGAUUCAUACUGUAUAUCUGACACAUUUUUUCUUUACCUCCAAUGGUACUGGAUAGUUUGCCUCUGGAUAUGGUUUUAUCUGCGAAUUAUACUAAACUUUCAUAUGCAGGUUUCCAUUUUGCUAUUAAUCUCUUUUGAAAUAGAAACUGUCCUCCGUCUUCUUGAGAACCAUAAUAGCAUAUAUUAAUCAUCAGUUAAGGAUCAGCACAUAAAAAAAUCUCGAGCCCUGAGGGAAAGACAUCCCACAAGGCAUUGCAUUAAGAAGUUUAUCUUUGAUCUGCAGGGACAAGGAAAGCCCCGAAUGCAAAACUGCCCAGACAUGCUUGCAGCAUGUAUAACCCUGGAGAUGGUAUAACUCAGCGAGGAGCCCCUUGGGCUUCUCAAUUCAUCCUAGGGAAUGCCUAAAACCAUAGGGAAACUUUCAUUUUCCAGUAGUGUAGGAUUGAACCCUAUUUGGUAGCCUCACAAGUCACAACUGGAGGACCUAUGGCUAUCCACCAUGCUAUUUGCACAGCACAUAGUGGAAUAAUGUUAGCGCUCUAAGCAUUCUUGUUGAUUGUAUGCAAAACACACCCUGGGUGGGAGGUUCAACACAUGGUAGAUGUGCUGCACAGCUUUUUUCUUUUACAAGUUAGACAGGUACAUGUUGCUGAAAAACAUAUAUAAGCUGAUAAAGAUUGAGGUUGGAUGACUACAAUUCUACUAAGUAGGGCACGUGAAGGACAUUUACCAUAAUUAAAGAAACAAGGUCCAUGCUGACUAAGUAUUAAUUAGUAUUUCCUGUGAACCAUGGGUGUUCAUUAUUUGUGAUAUCGCGUUGCUUUAAAAUGUUCAACGAAUGCAUAAUGCUUGCACAGGGUGUAAUGGCUACCAACAUCAACAUCCACAGUAAACUUUCCUGGUUCGUCACAUAAGCUGCACUCUUUUAAAAAAAUUAUUGUUGUUGAAACAUGAUCGGCAUCAGACAAGAAAAGCCCUUUCAUCUAAUUUCAUGGAAUACUGCUGGAUAUAUAAAUUUUAUGCAAAGCAGUAAAACUCUCUUUAGUUUGCUAUAACCUGGCUACUAUACAAAGGUAGACGUACUGUUUGUUUUGUCACUAAACUGGAUCUUUAAAGGUAUAAUGAUAUGAGCAUACAUAUGAUAUUCAUAUCUCAACAAUUGCAUUUACCUUUGAAAGUCUACCUUCAACGUUGGAGUUUAGCCUUUUAGUUAGUUAAACUGGGAGCUUGAGGUUAGCCUUUAGAGAAUUUCAAAAGCUACUACAUUCCAAGUUGUCUAUAGGCUAUAGCUAAUAGUUGGAUCUAAAAACAUUAGAUCAGAUGAUUAAAACACGAGGGCAAGAAGGUUAGGUUGCUAUGAACAAGCUUAGGUCUGUUAGUUAUCUUACACAUUGUACAGUAGCUAGACUCUGUACUUAACUCGAUAGGCUUAAUCAUCACAUCAGUGAUCUAUGGACUAGAUCACUAGAUGAAUAAGGCAGAGGGCAUGAUGCAGUCAUGGAGGGCUGUCAGAACCAAUUGUAGCUUUGCAAAGCUUGUCUUGCAAGCACCCUACAGCAUGGCACCAAGACAUGCCCCCACAGAAUAAUAUGUUAUGUCCUUUGUCUAUCUCCCUAUAUAUACCCCUGCCAUUCCAUUAAAGUCAUCUUGUAAAGCACAAUGGAAGUUUUUCUGCUGCUGCUUGUUGUUUUCUCUCUUUCCUUUGCCGUUUAUCCCAUUCAAUCUACUACAGGGUCUCAUACAGAUGUUCACAUUGUGUAUUUGGGCCACAACAAUGGCCUCAGUCCUUCUCUAACUUCACGGUCCCAUCUGCAACUUCUGUCAAGAGUCUUUACGAAGCCGGAUGAAGCAAGACAAGCUAUUCUGUACAGCUACAGCUGUGGAUUCUCUGGUUUUGCUGCACUGCUCAAUUCAACACAGGCUUGCACCUUGUCUGAAACAGAAGGGGUUAUAUCAGUAUUCAGGAGUAGGACACUGGAGCUCCAUACAACACGGAGCUGGGAUUUCAUGGGCCUCAAUCUGCACAUGCAAAUGGAACAGUCAUCCCAAAUGCAUUUUAAAUUUGGAGACGACAUUAUCGUCGGCGUCCUUGAUACAGGAGUUUGGCCUGAAUCCGAAAGCUUCAGGGAUGACCCCCACUACGGCCCCAUCCCGUCGUCAUGGCGCGGCACGUGCGUGAAAGGCGACUCCUUCGACCCGGCCACCGCAUGCAACCGCAAGCUCAUCGGCGCGCGCUACUACCUCGCCGGCAUCGAGAGCGAGCUCGGCCCGCUGAACACCAGCGACGGCGCGGAGUACCGGUCGCCGCGCGACCGCGUGGGCCACGGCACGCACACGGCGUCCACGGCCGUGGGGAGCAUGGUGCCCAACGCCAGCUACUUCGGCCUGGGCCGGGGCGCCGCCCGCGGGGGCGCGCCCAUGGCGCGGCUCGCGGUGUACAAGGUGUGCUGGUACAAGGACCUGACGGGCCGGUGCAGCGACGCCGACAUCCUGGCCGCGUUCGACGACGCGCUGUGCGACGGCGUGCACGUCGUGUCGGCGUCCCUGGGCUCGUCCCCGCCGCUGAUGCCGCUGUUCGCGACGAGCACCGAGAUCGGGGCGUUCCACGCGAUGCAGCGCGGCGUCGUGACUGUGUUCUCGGCCGGGAACGACGGGCCGGACGCGUCGAUGGUGCAGAACGUGUCGCCGUGGGGGCUCACCGUCGCCGCCAGCACCAUCGACAGGAGGUUCCCGACGGUGAUCACGCUCGGGAACAAUGCCUCCAUCGUGGGAGAGAGCUUCCUUGUGAAGGACAUGAAGAAGCGUCUGGUAGAGAGCAGCAGCGUCUUCACCGAUGGGACGUGCGCGUUCGAGCAGCUGAUAAACCGCACGGCGGCGUCGGGGAAGAUCGUCCUGUGCUUCGCCACCAUGGGAAUGGUGUCCAGCGAGGGUGCGGCGCUGGCGGUGUACGCCGGCAACGGCGACGGCGUGAUCUUCGCCGACACCAUCAGCCGGAAAGCGAGCCAGGACAACUUCUGGCCCACGGUCCACGUCGACCUGCACCAGGGCACCCAGAUCCUCUACUACAUCCGCGCCUCCAGGAAGGCGACGGUGCACAUUUCUCCGAGCAAGACCGUCGUCGGCAAAACGCCGGCACCGACCGUGGCGCACUUCUCUUCCAGAGGGCCAAGCUCCAUCACUCCCAACAUCCUCAAGCCCGAUGUCACUGCUCCCGGGGUGAACAUUCUGGCGGCAUGGCCGCCCAAAUCUUCGCCGACGGUGCUCCCCCUGGACAAGCGCUCGACGAACUGGAACUUCGACUCGGGCACGUCCAUGUCGUGUCCGCACGUCUCCGGCAUCGCCGCGCUCAUCAAGUCCGUGCACCCGACCUGGUCGCCGGCAGCCGUCAAGUCCGCGCUCAUGACCACAGCGUACAUGUACGACGACACGUCCGACGUGAUGCUGGCCGGCGGGACCCUGAAGGCGGCGGACGCCUUCGACGUCGGCGCAGGGCACGUGGACCCUCUCCGCGCGCUGGACCCGGGCCUGGUCUACGACGCCGGCGCGCGCGACCACGUGCUGUUCCUCUGCAGCCUGGGCUACACGGCGGUGCAGAUCCGGCAGAUGGUGCUCCCGGGCUCGUCGCUCGACACGAGCUGCCCCGGCGGCGGCGCGCCCCACGCCGCCGACCUCAACUACCCGGCCAUCGUGCUCCCGGACCUGAGCGCGCCGGUGAUCGUGAAGCGGACGGUGACCAACGUGGGCGCGAACCGCGGCGCCGUGUACCGCGGCGCGGUCGUCAGCCCGCAGGGCGCGCGCGCCGAGGUGUGGCCGCCGGAGCUGGCCUUCUCCCCGUACCACGGCGACAAGGCGUCCUACUACGUGAGCGUCACCCCCGCGAAGCCGUCGCGCGGGCGGUUCGACUUCGGUGAGAUCGUGUGGUCCGACGGCUUCCACCGCGUCCGCACGCCGCUGGUCGUCAGGGUGACCAACCUCCCCGACGACGGCGUCCGGGCCGCCGCCACGGGCGACCACGGCAGCCACGGCGCCACCGAUUAUCUACAGGCCGCCGCCUAGCGCCGCUGCCUCCGUCAGAACUCGUUCGAUUCCAGAUAUUUCGCGCGUGCGUGCGUGAGCGUGUGUGUGGGUGUGCCAUUGGUGGAGACAGACAGAUUUUUGCCACAAAAUUCCCGGGGGUUGCUGUCUGUCGACCGAUCCUUCUCCAGCAGGUCGUGCAGGAGACGGUCAGAGCUGCAGCUGCAAUCAUGCCCGGACUAUUGUAUGCCACUGGUUUGAUGAUUCACCUUGAGGUUUGGGAGCA
Messenger RNA from Panicum hallii, 6883 nucleotides. RefSeq names its product subtilisin-like protease SBT3.18. Bases 4243 to 6639 code for a protein of 798 amino acids. Gene Ontology annotation, molecular function: serine-type endopeptidase activity. The record is from RefSeq and is a predicted model, not a curated record. The transcript has 11 exons. Lineage: Eukaryota; Viridiplantae; Streptophyta; Magnoliopsida; Poales; Poaceae. Gene Ontology annotation, biological process: proteolysis.